UCUUCCAAACAAAUAUGGACCUGAAGGAGCUUCCAUCGAACGUAGGAGAUGACAACAUAAGCGAAGAAGCAAAUAGUUUGAUCUCUUCUCUUCCUUUAUGCACAGAUUUCCAAGGGAAGAAACUUUGUAAUUAUCAAGGAUGUUGGUAUAAAUACAACACUCUCCAAGGCGUUCUUAAUUUCCAGAGAGGUUUUGAACCGCAAGACACCGAUAUAAUUCUUGCUUCUUUCCCCAAAUCAGGCACUACUUGGCUCAAGGCCCUCACCAGUGCCCUUAUGGAGAGAUCAAAGAACCAUUCCUUUGAUCAUCAUCCUCUACUAUCUGAUAGUCCUCAUGGCAUUAUACCAUUCCUGGAGCUCAGUGUGUAUCAAGAAAGCUCAAGUCCUAACCUAGCAAAGUUCUCAUCACUUCCGAGGCUGUUCUCAACUCACAUGCCACUGCACGCGAUGCAUGAGACCCUUAAGGGCUCUCCUUGCAAGAUUGUGUACCUGUGCAGGAACGUGAAGGACACAUUGAUCUCGUGGUGGUUUUUUAGGAGUGCUGUUAAUAAAAUAGAACCAAACAGAAGCCUUGUCGAGAGUACGUUCGAAGCGUUCUGCAACGGAACUAUCUACUAUGGACCCAUUUGGGAACAUGUCCUGAGUUAUUGGAGAAGAAGCUUGGAGAAUCCAAAGCAAGUCCUUUUCAUGAGGUAUGAGGAGAUGAAAGCUGAGCCUCGCGAUCAAGUCAAGAGACUUGCGGAAUUCUUGGGUUGUCCUUUUACCACGGAAGAAGAAGAUAAUGGAUUGGUGGAUGAGAUCUUGGACUUUUGCUCUCUGCGUAAUCUGAGCAGUUUGGAGGUUAACAAAACCAAAAUAUUUAACAAAGUGGAUCGAAGCAUUUUUUUCCGUAAAGGGGAAGUUGGUGACUGGAAGAAUUAUCUUAAUCCAGAAAUGGAGAACAAGCUGGACAUGAUCAUCCAAGAAAAAUUGCAAGGUUCUGGUUUGAAAUUCUAAAUAUGUAUCAUAUGGUUUGUGUUUCUUUGUUGUUAUUUUCCUUUAUAAUAUCUUUAAAUUGUCAUCAGCAGACCUAAAGCUCUU
Messenger RNA from Brassica oleracea var. oleracea, 1079 nucleotides. RefSeq names its product cytosolic sulfotransferase 7-like. The coding region runs from base 15 to 995 and encodes 326 amino acids. Gene Ontology annotation, cellular component: cytoplasm. The record is from RefSeq and is a predicted model, not a curated record. Lineage: Eukaryota; Viridiplantae; Streptophyta; Magnoliopsida; Brassicales; Brassicaceae. The transcript has a single exon. Gene Ontology annotation, molecular function: sulfotransferase activity. Gene Ontology annotation, biological process: sulfation.